GUGAACAAGCAAAGUCAAGUUCCAAGUUUUGCCAAGAGAUUCAUAAUACCAGUGCAAUGCCCUCUGAUCAGACUGCACAACAAAGCCAUAAAAUCUGUGAAGAGAGGGAAUCUUUUUUGCAACAGGAGAUUUCAAAAUUAGAGCAACAAAUUGCAGAGAUCUCAGAUCAGCAUCGUGUAGAAUAUACCAAGCUCCAGCAAGAACUGCAAACAUUCCAGCAACACCAGAUGUCAGAUGAGAUACAGAGAGUCAAUAUUGAGCAGCAACUUAAGGCAGACUACGAAAAGAAGCUCAAGGGAAAGAUCCAGCAGCUAGAGGAACAGAUAAAGAGAGCUGAAGAUCAUAACCUGGAAAUGGCAAGAAACAUGAAUUUUGAAAAACAACAGAGAGAAAAAUCUGAUAAAAAGUUACAAGAACUUCACCAAGCUAUGGACAUAAAGGAGCAAACACUGUUUGAAGAAGUGUUACACUGGAUAGAAGAACACAAUAACAGAACUAGGUCACUACAAGAGAUAUUUAAAGAAAACCUUGAAGGUGCAAACAGCCAUGAGAAGGUGAAGUUUGAGACAUUAUGUCAGCUGUGUGAUACUCUUAUGGAGGACUUGCAGGUCCAGAGGUUUGUGUGCUCCAUUUGUAAAAUCAAGAAAAAGGACUGUGCAUUCCAGCCUUGUGGACAUUACCAGGCCUGUGCAGCUUGUGCUGACCACAUACUGACCACUACUAGGGUGUGUCCAGUGUGUAAUAGACAUUUGACCAAUGUUAUGAAGAUUUAUGAAUGAAUCGUCAUCCAGCAUGUCUGUGGGUUUACAGCAAUAAUGAUAUAAGAUUAACAUAUUGUGAUUUUCCUAAAUGUGAUAUUAUUUUUACAAUUUCUAUUUUUGUGUGUAUCUGAAAUGGAUUGGUUUGUAAGCUGGCUGCAAAUUUAUUUUUAUAUAUGUAUUUAAAAUGGAAUGGUUUGUAAGCUGGCUCGUAGGUUAAUUUUAGGUUAUAUAUGUGUACAUGUACUACACGAAGGUACAACUUGGGAAAUGCUCUGUCAGUAAAGAAACAGUACUGUGUGCUGUUAAGUUUUAAACAUUGGUUGAAGUGCAGGUUGAUAUGUAGAUUUUAGCUUUCAUUCAAAACUGGUCGUGUCUAAAAGAAAUUAUUCUUGUAUUUGUUAUUCAUGACUUAACAAGUAUUUUAAUGCCUAGAUCAGACAUUAGCCUAGGUUAAAAAAAAAACCCUCUGAAUGUUUAUCAUGGGACCCACCCCCCAGAUUUUAUUGCAGAUCUUGACAAAUCUCAGGAACCAUCAUAAUUGAAUUAAAAAAUGUGGAAUUCCGCGUUUCUGUGGAAAGAGCUUUGGUUUGCUAGAUUUCAUCAGAAAUAACAUUUUAUCUGUCAACACAAAAGUUGCAUUGCAUUGAAAAGAAGGGAAGAGCUUUUUCAUUUAGUUAAAGAUGAAUUUUGAUCUCAUCUGAUUAUUAUAUAUUAUAGGCCUUGUUCUUAAUACAGACAGCAUGUCUGUACAGGUACAGACACAGAUAGCAUCUGUAUAUAAAAAGUGGAUUAUUUGACAAAAAAGAAAGACACUGUUUUGCCAAGGUAGAAAUUGAGUUACAGAAGCCAUUUACAUAUCUAUCAGACCUAAAACAAACUUUCACCAUAUACACCAAGGUUUUCAGACAAAACUUUGUACUCAUUAUAUUAUGAAGUGUUAUGCAGUCAUCUCUGCCACAAUGGGCCUCUCACAAUUAAUUGCCUUUCUGCUCAUCUACUGACUAAAUAAAAGCAGGACAGUAAAACAGCAA
Molecule: messenger RNA, 1792 nt
Organism: Lingula anatina
Lineage: Eukaryota; Metazoa; Brachiopoda; Lingulata; Lingulida; Lingulidae
Source: RefSeq, a predicted model, not a curated record